Messenger RNA from Hibiscus syriacus, 963 nucleotides. RefSeq names its product nifU-like protein 1, chloroplastic. NCBI's taxonomy places the organism in Eukaryota, Viridiplantae, Streptophyta, Magnoliopsida, Malvales, Malvaceae. Gene Ontology annotation, biological process: iron-sulfur cluster assembly. Gene Ontology annotation, molecular function: iron-sulfur cluster binding; iron ion binding. Gene Ontology annotation, cellular component: mitochondrion. The transcript has 3 exons. The coding region runs from base 97 to 750 and encodes 217 amino acids. The record is from RefSeq and is a predicted model, not a curated record.
AUAGUCAGCUGCUUCGUGUCGUGGCUAGCAACGUUUUCGACUUCACGUUAUAUAUCGGAUAUCCUUCCCCAAAUUGGCAGCGAUUCGUGAUCGGAAAUGGCUUCAAUUGCGUCAACCGGGUUAACCAAAACCCUAACCUUUUCUUCUCCGCAAGCUCUUCGAAUCCCGAGAUUUUCAUCCCUAAAUCAACGCAGACGGGUCCCUCCGGGAAGAAUCCGACUGAAAACGGUCGUAAAAGCGUCGAGCCCGGGCCCAGGCGCGGCCACCGGCUCGUCUCCCGGGCUGUACUCGUCGAAGCAGUUCGAGCUCACCGCUCAAAACGUGGACCUGGUUCUGGAGGAUGUGAGGCCUUACUUGAUCUCCGAUGGUGGAAACGUCGACGUUUUGUCUGUCGAAGACGGCGUCGUCUCUCUCAAACUCCUAGGAGCAUGUGAGAGCUGCCCUAGCUCAACAACCACCAUGAAAAUGGGGAUCGAAAGGGUUUUGAAAGAAAAAUUCGGGGAUGCAGUCAAGGAAAUCCGGCAAGUGUACGACGAUGUAGUGAAGGAAACAACCGUCGAGGCAGUGAAUCGUCAUCUUGAUAUACUGAGACCGGCUAUCAAGAAUUUCGGUGGGAGCGUUGAAGUAUUAUCCGUUGAUGGCGGGGAAUGCGUUGUGAACUACACAGGUCCCGAAUCGAUUGGAUCGGGAAUCAAAGCCGCCAUUAAAGAGAAGUUCCCAGAUAUCACCAAUGUUUUAUUAACCUCAUGAAGCUUCAUUCUUUAUAUGAGAAGCUGAAAAGUUUUGAUCUUUUCAUGUGCGUUCUUCAGAGCAAUCAGCCUUUUGAGGUAAUUGAUUAAUCUCUUGCUCGUGGUGUUCUUCAUAAGCUUUUUACAUGUCUUUUUCUUUCAUGGUUCAUACAUGUAGUCUUUGUAAAGAUACUCAAGAUUUCAUCUGGAAAUCAAAAUCACUGUUAAUUAAUAA